GGUAAUCAUUUUUCUUUCUCAUUCUUCUUCUUCAUCCUGCACCACGGGUGCACGAUAUGUUCACUGUGUAACACGUACUGUAGAGAUGGUGUCUGCACAGCACGUAGCUGUCCUACGGGAAGCAGUGCAUCUGCACUUUCAAAGUUUAGUUACCAAACAAGAAAACCUUGCAGGCGCCCUCCUGGUGAAUUUCCGAAGACAAAAGAUUUAAGUGAGGUUUUUUUUUGCUUUACCGUGUAAUAGUGUUUGGGGACGUGUUGUCUGUUGAAUCGCUCAGCUUUCCAUGCGCUUACUACUUGAACUAAUUACUUGAAGGUAAUGCAGUCCUUCAUUGUCGUUCGCUGCUAUUCGUGUUGCGUCUUUCAGGUGCAACAGGCAAAGAAAGUGAACAAGUUUGCCUGUAAGAUGUGCAACGAGAAGCAGUCAGUGAAAAAGGUACUGUUGCGUGGUAGCGGUGCAGAGUGUAGGCGCUGUGUUCAGCAGCUGAACAUGAAGUCAGCAGGUUCAUCAGACAUCGCUCGGCACAGCAUGAUCUCAGCAGAGACAGCAGAUGCCAGUCUUGACUAUGAGCAUUGCGGAGCUACAGAUGAGUACGGUUACUCGGACAUCACCACCUUCCACAACGAUGUCCCAGAUGAAAUGCCGAUACAGAGACCUCGCCAGGCAGCUCAGAGUUCAGCCAGCACAUUGCUUCCACGUCCGGCCACAUCAAAAUGGCAGUUCUAUCUGGAUGAUGGUGCUGAGGCAAGUGACACAGCCAGCUCUAGCCAUUCACGUGCUGACAUUCCUACAUCUGCACGUUCACAUACUGGUCCUGGUGUGCGGGAUAGUGCCAAACGAUUGGACAGUUUGUACGCCGGUAUACCUGGUGGUAUGAGCAGUUCACGUUCUAGUAUAGCUGUUGGCAACACUUCGACUGGUGAACUAUGCCUCAGCCAAACAGGAAAUCCUCACUUGUCUAAUGUGGAGGCUGCAACCACUGCUUACUCGGCUACCAGUACAAGCAGUACAGGUCAUGCUGGCCGCAGUACAGUCAGUACAAGGCACUGUGUAGCAGCUAGCACUGUAAACCCACCGAGCAGUCGACAGUCGACGUCCACCGUAGCCAAUCAUGGCAAGUCUGACACUCGGCGGCAAGGUGAAGCGCUGCCUCCGAGGCAGACCACUGCACCGUCGAUGCACUGCGGUGACGUCAGUAACUUAGCUGCGUCAUGUUCGCCACGCCGAUCCUGGCAGGACACGCCACCCGCGAAACGCCAUUGUGCUGCAAGCUUGAGUGUGCGCGCUGGGGUUAGACACUCUGCUCAUGACCCACACCAACGCACAGAAAUAGGACAGCGCGACGAUACGUUGAGCGAUGUUGAUGUGACACAGCGCACGGGUGGUCCUGCUAACAUUGAUGAUACUGCCCGAGGGGCAAAUGGUGAUUGUCGUUCUGAUGAGCAUGUACUUAGUAUGAAGACUGGGUUGGCUGCACAUCGUUCUACCAAGCCAUACCGGACACUCUCCAGUGAGAAUCUAAAGGGUGAGCAUCGCUUGUCAUCAGCUCCUUUUCAAUCCACGGGCAAUGCAAGUAGAUAUGCAGCAUUCUCUCCUUCCAGUGAUGUCGCUGGUCAAUGUGAAGCGGGUGAGUGGCGUGAACGAUCGCAGGAUGAAUUUGCUGAACUUGAUACACCUCAGGUCUGUGCAUCCCGUACUACCAAGUCCAGCACUGGAAACUCUGUGUGCAGUGUUGACAAGGGUCAUGAUAGACGGGUCGGCCUGACAAACGUACAGACCGCACUGCAUGCUGCACGGGAGCGACAUCACCAGCCUCAUGUCACGACAUCCUCUUUGUCACCAACCACGUCAUCGGGCGCAAGGACAGUCUCGACUCCAGUGGCUGUCCACGUGGCAAGAGAAACGACAGUAGCAGUGUCUUCUUCUGCAACACCAGUGGAUGAUGUAAUGGCAGGUAGCAAUGUGGGGAAAGGUACCCGUCAAACUUCCUCUCUCUGCCCAGCUGGUACUCAUUCUACUAAUGUGCUGCUGAAGAGCUGUAUAUCAUCACCAGUGUUCAGCAACAGAGCAACGACAACAACAUCAGCAUGCACUACUAAAGCCUGCAGUGCCAGUGGCACCAGUGCAACAGACAAAGGCAAGUCUUUGUUCACUGUCCUGGCUGAUGGUGAGGAUGACGAUUGGGAGCUGUGAUUGAUUGUAGUAGUGUAAUUUGUUAAACUUUUAGUAAUUUAUUAUACAAACACUGGGGCGAAGGGCUGUGGAGCUGUGCAACUUCACAGCCCUUUGCCCCCAGUGUUUGUGUAUACUGCUCUCUGCACAUUUGUGCAUUGAGCCCUCGUUUCGAGUUGCCUCGACAGGCCCCAUUUGUAUUUGUAUUGGUUGCCUAGCCAGUCCCGAUGCACAGACUCACAGUAGUAGCAGCAGUAGUAGCUGCUUUUUUAGUUGCUGGUUGUGUUUCUAGGGGAUAGUUUACGAGAAAUAUGGUAUCUGUGUAGUUGUCUUACUGUUGCAACGGUGCUCCAACUGAACACAUUGUCCCAGCACUUCAAACGCACAUUGCAGUGCCAGUGUGUGCUAUUUCAAGUCCCUAUUGGCUUCGAAACAUCCGAUUUUUUAUCUUCCCUGCUUUGUGUGUUUUAUGUGCUUGCUCUGCUUCUUUGCUGUUCAGCUGUUCUUCUCCACCGCCCCUUUAUACUUUGACCAGUACUAUCCGGUUUUUCCAGAUUCUGCAUGAUUCAAAAUAGCACAGAAGUUUUUAAAUAUGAACAAUAUCAAUGUCAGGAAUUCAAAAUUAGGCAUCAUAAUAAUACUAACAAUAGGGAGGCUUCGUUCUACGUAAUAAUUACGUACGUACGAAAAGCAAAAAGCUGAUUGUUUUUAAAAGCA
Molecule: messenger RNA, 2889 nt
Organism: Sycon ciliatum
Lineage: Eukaryota; Metazoa; Porifera; Calcarea; Leucosolenida; Sycettidae
Product: mucin-5AC-like
Exons: 7
Coding region: 319-2193 (624 amino acids)
Biological process (GO): mitotic G2 DNA damage checkpoint signaling
Cellular component (GO): nucleus
Molecular function (GO): chromatin binding
Source: RefSeq, a predicted model, not a curated record